This is a messenger RNA of Aureobasidium vineae, 1251 nucleotides long. NCBI's taxonomy places the organism in Eukaryota, Fungi, Ascomycota, Dothideomycetes, Dothideales, Saccotheciaceae. The record is from the annotation of a GenBank genome assembly.
AUGGCAUCCUUCCUAAGUUACUUCAACCGCAGAGAUAGCGGAAACACAGCAACAAAACCUGCCUUGGACAAGCAGCCCGUGAGAGCACUUCCUGCAUCAUGGUACACAUCUGCCGACAUGUACGAGCUCGAACGCCGUGCCAUCUUCUCCAAGCGCUGGCUCCUUAUCACACACAAGCUCCGUCUCACCAAGCCUGGUGACUUCCUCCGCUACGAUGUAGCAGGCUUCCAGUUCGUUCUUGCCAAGGACCGUCAAGAGAACAUCAACGGCUUCCACAACAUCUGCCGUCACAGAGCCUACCCCGUUGUCGAGAAGACUGAAGGCACAGCUCGCAUCUUCGCUUGCAGAUACCACGGUUGGUCGUAUGGAUUGAACGGAAAGCUCGCAAAGGCACCUGACUACCAAGAGCUCGAGGGAUUCAACAAGGAGGCCAACGGACUUUUGCCCAUCCACGUUCACGUCGACAAGAACGGUUUCGUCUGGGUCAACAUGGAUGCGAAAGCGGAACCCGAGAUUGCCUGGGAAGACAACUUUGAUGGCGUCGAUAUUCAAACACGCUACGAGCAGUUCGACUUUGACAACUAUCAGUUUGACCACAAGUGGGAGAUGGAUGGCCCUUACAACUGGAAGAUCUUGGCAGACAACUACAACGAGUGUUACCACUGCCCGACAACCCACCCCGAUAUUCCGGCUCUGGCAGAUCUAGAAGCUUACUAUGUCAACACAACCGCAAAGCACAUCCAACACGAGGUCGCAAGUAGACCGGACCAAGUCGCCGCUGGCAUGACUGUUGUUCCGACCUACUAUUUCCCCAACGCCUCUGUCAACGCAACACCAAACUUCUUCUUCAUGCAACGCUUCGUACCCCACGCCGCUGGCAAAGCAACCAUGAGCUACGAAGUGUACCGCAACAAAAACGCCACAGACGAAGACUUUGAAAAGAUCAACCAAAUGUACAAGCGCAUCAUGUCCGAAGACAAGGUCCUCUGCGACGCCGCCCAAAAGAAUGUCAACGCCGGCGUCUUUGUCAGCGGCCUCAUGCACCCCCGCAUGGAAAAGGGACCCCUCUACUUCCAAAACCUGUGCAGAGAAGCAGUCACCGAACACCACGACAAGGAAAAAGCUGCCGGUGCAAAGAUCCACCCGGCGAGACAGCAGAUGAGUGCUGCAGAGAUGCAGAGUGAAAAGGAUAUAGACUUUUGCUCUGGGUUGGCUUGUGGAGAGGAGCAGCAGGAGGCUUUGGCUUGGUAG